AUGAAAAGGAAUGACCCUGAAGACAAUCCUAGAAUACCAUUAGAUAUAGAAGAAGAAAUUAAGACUGCUUUUGAAUUGUUUGAUUCAGAUGGCUCAGGUAUGAUAGAUCCUCUGCUUAUGUUGCAAACUUUCGAAAAGUUAGGACUUCAUAAAACAAAGCCUAGUAUUUAUGCUUGCAUUCAGUCUAUGUGUACUAAGGGCAAGAAUGAUGACAAGUUGAAUUAUGAUAAAUUUAUGGAGUAUACUUAUGCAUAUUACAGUGACAGAUACACUAGAGAAGGACUGAAAAAUAUAUUCCAGUUGUUUGAUGAGGAUAAUAUAGGAGUGAUUACUCGAGAAAGUUUUAGAAAAUUUGCAGCAACUAUUGAUAUAUUCUUGAAUAGAGAAGACCUUGAUGAGGUUUUUAGAAAGGCUUCCACUGACAACAAAGUUAUAUCUUAUGAGGAUUUUGAAUUUUUCAUGAAGAAAACAGAUGGGAAAUGA
Molecule: messenger RNA, 483 nt
Organism: Stylonychia lemnae
Lineage: Eukaryota; Ciliophora; Spirotrichea; Sporadotrichida; Oxytrichidae
Source: the annotation of a GenBank genome assembly